Molecule: messenger RNA, 1908 nt
Organism: Selaginella moellendorffii
Lineage: Eukaryota; Viridiplantae; Streptophyta; Lycopodiopsida; Selaginellales; Selaginellaceae
Product: pentatricopeptide repeat-containing protein At4g02750-like
Exons: 2
Coding region: 1-1908 (635 amino acids)
Biological process (GO): RNA modification
Molecular function (GO): protein binding; RNA binding
Source: RefSeq, a predicted model, not a curated record
AUGUCCCACAACAUGAUGAUCACGCUGCUUGCCCAGAAGGGUCAUUUGCGAGCCUCUCGAGAUUUGUUCGACAAGAUGCCCGAAAAGAGCGUCGUGUCGUGGAACGCGCUGGUGGCGGCUUACGCAAACGCCGGAGAAACCGACGAGGCUGUGAGAAUGUUCGAGAGAAUUCCGAGGCCGAAUCGCAUUUCGUGGAACACUGUUCUUCAGGCAUAUGCCCAGAGUGGGCAUCUGAAGGAGGCAAAGUCGGUGUUUGAUCGGAUGCCCGAGAGGGAUAUCAUCUCCUGGACGACGAUCCUGAUGUGCUACGCAGAGAACGGCCACCCCAACGAGGCCGAGAUGAUGUUUCGAAAGAUGCCCGAGCACAGCGUCGUGGUGUGGAAUGGGAUGAUCACGGCCUACGCUCUAAACGGGCAGAUGAGCGAGGCCAAGAGCCUCUUUGAUUCGGUGCCCAGCCGUGAUGUUGUAUCAUGGAACACGCUCAUGGCCGGUUUCGCCGAUCUCGGCCAUGCCGAUCGAGCGAAGAAGGCCUUCGACGCGAUGCCGCAGAGGAAUGUGGUGUCCUGGACGACGAUGAUCGUGGUUUCUGGCGACACCGGCGAUCUCACGGCUGCCAAGAGCGUCUUUAACUCAAUGCCGGAGUGGAACGUCGUCUCUUGGAACGCGCUGCUCCAGGGCUAUGCCCAAAACUCCACCAUCGCUGGAACGAAGAAGCUCUUUGAUACCAUGCCCGGGAAGGACGUGAUUUCGUACACCGCGAUUGUGGGAGCUUACUCCCAGAACGGGCAUAUGGAGAGCGCCAAAAGAAUGUUUGAGCUCAUGCCACAGCGGGACCUCGUCUCGUGGACCGCGCUGACCGCCGCGUAUUGUCAACGUGGGGAGUUGACCGCCGCCAAGGGGCUGUACGACAAGAUGCCGGAGCAGAAUGUCGUGUCGCGCGCGACAAUGCUGUCGGCGUAUGGGGAAUCGGGGGACAUGGAGACCGCGAAAGCGGUGUUUGACGGCAUGCCGGAGAGGGAUCUUGUCGCCUGGAAUGCGAUGAUGUCGGCUUAUGCCCAAAAUGGGCAUCUGGAGUCCGCGCAGAGUGUGUUUCAGGAGAUGCCCGACAGGGAUGUUGUGUCGUGGAACACAAUGGUGAGCAUGUAUGCCGACAAGGGGUUGCAAGCGGACGCGAAGCAGACGUUUGACUGUAUCCCGCAGCCGAAUGUUGUGUCGUGGAAUACGAUGCUGGUCGCAUAUGCCCAGGCCGGGCAUAUGCAUGACGCGCUGGCGGCGUUUAACGCGAUGCCUGUUCAUGACUCCGUGUCCUGGACGGUGAUGCUUGCGGGGCUUGCGCAAAACGGGCGGAUCGAGCAGGCCAAGUCGAUGUUUCUCUCGAUGCCGGAGCAGGACACUGUGGCGUGGAAUGCGAUGAUCACGGUGCUCGCGCACAACGGGCAUGGAGAUUACGCGCUGGAGCUCUUCGACGCGAUGAAACUCUGGGGGAUCAAGGCGAGCGAGAUCACCUUCUUGAGUGUUCUAGUGGCUUGCAGCCAUGUCGGACUGGUGGAAGUCGGCGUGGGGCAUUUCGUGUCAAUGGUGUUUGACUUUGGGCUGGGUGCGUGGAGGGAGCACUACUCGUGCAUGGUGGAUGUCUAUGGUCGAUCCGGGAAGCUGGAGCUGGCGGAGGAUUUGCUGGGAGCUAUGCCGUUUAUGCCGGAUGAGAUCGCAUGGGGAUCGCUGCUGGGAGCUUGCAAGGUUCACAACGAUGUGGAGAGAGGGAAGCGUGUGUUCCAGCAGGCCUUGGAGAUGGACCCCGAGAACUCGGCCACGUACAUGACGGUCGCUAGUAUCUUUCGUGAAAGAUCCUCUCCGGUUGGAAGAAUAUUCCAAGCGCCAAAGAGAAUAAAAGGGGGAAAGAUGCUCUAA